AUGAUCCUUGUCAGGCACAACGAGCUCCGACUUAUCUCACGCGCAUGCCUGUUUACCCUGUGGUUCUCCGACAAGGCAGUUCUUCGCCAGAUUGCUCACGGGGAGAAUGGGUGGAAUCCGAGCCUGAUCGUGUGCCGGCUCUCCAGCCAGCCUUACCUACCCUUUGACCCAGUCGGAAGAAUUGCAAAAGGGAGAAGGGACGAGAUGGCCGACAAGACUCCUGGAGCUCGGGACCCUGAGAUUGCGGAAAAGGCAUCGGAGCGUGAUGGAGAGGAGUGUGUCAUGACCAAGCAUGAGAGACCAGGCCUUAAGAUAGCAUACAUCGUGCCCUUCCACCUGCACCAGACCCCAGGAGCCGGUCUUUGGGCAUUAUUAAGAGACUUCUCGGGUGCGGGAGCUGAAGCUUGGAAACAUGCGAUUAUUGGAGCGACGGACAACUUCAAUACUGAGCAAGCUACCAACCUGAUGGCGCUCAACCGGCUGCUCUAUGUAUACUGGGAGGACUGCUCUUGCGAGUUCCGCCCUGUCCGAGUUGCCGAUGAUGGAAUGAGCAUGGAUGUUGCCUUCCACUGGCUCCCCCUCCCAAGUGGAAAGAAGACAAACAUGAUCCCUAUCGACCGAAAUCCUUUUGGACUUGGUGCAGAAAAGGGGCUUUUGAAGUCUCCAGGGCUCAAUCUGAAGAUCUUCAAUCACGAGACCGAUCGAGUGAUAUGUUCAGGGGACGUCUUCACGAUCAGAACCACCGACAAAGAGAAGCUGCCAUUGCCUUCAAUGGAGCUGCUCGAAAUGCUGUGGAUUUUGAAGCGCAUCGCCCGCAUGCAAGGAGGAGAGGAUGAAGAGGAUGAUGCGGAGUCCGACAAAGACUCAUCUUCCCAAUCUCGAAGCCGAUCAGCUUCUCCCUAUAGUCUCUCUCUUGAUGAGAGGGUUCUCGGUGAUCUUGCUGAGGAGUCUGGUUGGCAGGGUGUCUAG
Penicillium brasilianum is the source of this 969-nucleotide messenger RNA. Lineage: Eukaryota; Fungi; Ascomycota; Eurotiomycetes; Eurotiales; Aspergillaceae. The record is from the annotation of a GenBank genome assembly.